AUGGAGGCAAAAUUCACCGUUGCAUUCCUAUACUUGUCGGGACUAUUCCAGGGAUACAACUCUAACCCGUUAGGGGAUGUGAUUAUAGAACGGUACUCGGUUCCCACUUUUUGUUCAAGAGAGGUGCAGACUGGAGACUAUGUGCGGUACAACUAUGUCGGGACUUUUACAGACGGAAAAAAGUUUGAUUCUAGUGUAGAUAAAGGAACUCCAUUUGUGGGUCAGGUGGGGGUAGACAGUAGAGUGAUCCCUGGCUUGGACAAAGGUGUUCAAGGCAUGUGCGUGAACGAACGCAGAAAGAUCACUAUCCCUCCUCACCUCGCUUACGGAGUUCUAGGAGCAGGCACGGUGAUUCCCCCAGACACAACGCUUGUGUUUGAUGUUGUCUUGUUGGACUUGUGGAAUCUGGAGGAUAAGGUUCAGAUACGUACGCUUCAUAAACCAGAAAUAUGCAAGCGGACAGUGGAACCUUCAGACUUCAUCAGAUACCACUUCAAUGGAACCUUGCUAAAUGGAACCUUGUUUGACUCCAGCUAUUCUACGAACAUGACGUAUGACACCUAUGUGGGGCAGGGAUACCUUAUCAAAGGCUUGGACCAGGGGCUCUUGGGUAUGUGCAUUGGAGAGAGGCGGUCCAUCAUCGUACCUCCAUUCUUGGCUUAUGAGGACAAGGGAUAUGACACUAAGAUCCCUCCACACGCCACUCUCAUUUUCCACGUGCUCUUGGUCGACCUGUUCAACGCAAAAGAUGACGUUACCGUGGAGAUCCAGGAGAUUCCGCAGCCUUGCGUCAGGAAAGCCCAGGUGGGCGAUUACGUUCGCUACCACUACAACGGCACUUUCCAGGACGGAACCGCAUUUGACUCCAGUUAUCCGCGGAACAGCACGUAUAACACCUAUAUUGGCAUGGGCUACGUGAUCAGCGGAAUGGACAAAGCCCUUCAGGGUGUGUGUGUCGGAGAGAGACGCCGCGUUACCAUACCACCACACUUGGCCUAUGGAGAGAAUGGAACAGGCGACCUCAUCCCUGGUUCAGCGGUGUUAAUUUUUGACCUCCACAUUGUCGACUUCCAUAACCCCCAAGACCUGGUAGAUAUCAAAGUCACCCACAAACCGGAGGCCUGCAACGUGACGAGUGGCGAAAACGACCUGAUCCAGUAUCGCUACAACUGCUCUCUGCUAGAUGGCACUUUGCUCUACUCAUCGGAUCAAUAUGACAAACCUCCACGGGCCACACUGGGCAUGGGGCAGGUGAUAGAGGGGCUGGACCAGGGACUGCAGGGCAUGUGUGUGGGCGAGAGGAGGGUGGUUACUGUACCCCCCCACUUUGGACAUGGCGAAAAUGGAGGUGUUGGUGUGCCUGGUAGUGCUGUGUUGGUCUUUCAGUUGGAAUUAUUGGAGCUGCAAAAGGGUGUUCCUGAAGGUUAUCUGUUUGUAUGGUUGGAAGACAGUCCUGAUCCUUUGUUCCCAGCAUUAGACAUGAACCAAGACCAGGAGGUCCCUUUGGAGGAGUUCUCCGCCUUCAUAAAGCUCCAGGUGUCAGAGGGCAGGGGACGCAUGAGGCCCGGGGUGGACGAAAACACAGUCAUCAAGGAUAUGUUCACCAAUCAGGACCGUAACAAAGACGGCAAGAUCACCGCAGACGAACUGAAACUGAAAACCGAUGAGGACGACGAGGCACCUUCACACGAUGAACUGUGAGAAAGAGAGACACAAAAAAAAAGACACACAAAACCAACCGAAACGGACAGCAACCAAAGCAACACAAUACAAACUCAAUGGAGUCCAGGGGGAGGGAAACUGAUUUAACUCACGCAGUUUUGAACCACACUACGUUUUACUUAACACGCAAUAACUGAUCUACAAAAUGUCUUGAAAGA
Molecule: messenger RNA, 1880 nt
Organism: Chanos chanos (milkfish)
Lineage: Eukaryota; Metazoa; Chordata; Actinopteri; Gonorynchiformes; Chanidae
Product: peptidyl-prolyl cis-trans isomerase FKBP10-like
Exons: 10
Coding region: 1-1701 (566 amino acids)
Cellular component (GO): endoplasmic reticulum
Molecular function (GO): calcium ion binding; peptidyl-prolyl cis-trans isomerase activity
Source: RefSeq, a predicted model, not a curated record